UUCGGUUAAAAUAAGUUCAGACAAAAUAAGUCAAAUAUAACAAAGUCUAAGAUGUAUUGUUGAUAUUCCAAUUGCAUGUUGGUUCAGUGGUAAUUGUGGCUGAACUUGGUAGGUAGGACUCAUCCGUGUUCGAUCUCCUGCAACAACAAUUGGGAGGGGACUAAAACCUAUCCACCCAAAACUCACUCGGAAUCCAAAUUAGCUCUAAGUGUGAACCGCGUGGUAACACACAAAAAAAAGACUCUACUAAACUAGCAACACUUAUAUGAAGUGACAACCUUGAAUUGAGCUAGAUUAAUUAGCUACACAUAAACAUUCAUUCCAAUUCAAUGUUUUCGCUAGUUCUUUCUCCUCCUAUAAUUUCGUCGGCAAACCCCAUUAUUGGCGUAGUUGCUUAGACCCAACUGCGUAACGAUAGUUACUGGUCAUAAAAAAGUAGUCAAAUAAUUUUAGAAUAUCCGUGCAUACACAAAAUCUAAUCUAAUUGACCAGGAUAAGUUGAUGACAUGCAUGUUCUUUAAGUCUUUCUCCAUCCACAUGACACAUCAUCAACCAAAAACAUCACGUACCUUAACUACAUUAUUCAUUGCGCACUUGAAUUAGUUGUAUGUAGAUAUGCAUGAUCCCCAAUUCCCCAUACACCAUGCUACCUCUAUGGCUUUCCCUUAUUUCCCUCUUAGGCAUCCUCACCAUCUUCAAACACACAAUCUCCCUCCUCAAAUGGACAUACAUCACCUUCAUUAGACCCCCAAAAAACCUCAAAAAAACCUAUGGUUCUUGGGCACUAAUCACCGGCUCGUCCGAUGGCAUCGGACGAGCCUUCGCCUUCCAACUCGCAACCCAUGGCCUCGACCUCAUCCUCGUUAGUCGAACCACAACGAAACUCGACCGUGUCGCUCAUGAUAUCAAACACAAGUUCCCUAACACUAACAUCAAAGUGGUGACAAUAGACUUCACAAAGGAUGUAACAUAUGUUAUUGGAGAAAUUGAGAGGGUUAUUAAAGGGUUAGAUGUUGGUGUUUUGGUUAAUAAUGUGGGGAUUACAUAUCCAAAAGCUAUGUAUUUUCAUGAAUUAAAUGAAGAAAUGUUGCUUAAUAUUUUGCGAGUAAAUAUGGGAGCUAUAAGUGGAGUUACUAAAGCAGUAUUGCCUAGUAUGUUGCGGAAAAAGAAAGGUGCAAUUGUUAAUAUUGGUUCUGGUGCUUCUGUUGUUGUGCCUUCUCAUCCUCUUUAUGCCAUUUAUGCUGCUACUAAAGCUUAUACUGAUCAACUGUCAAGAUGUCUUCAUGUGGAAUACAAGAAUGUAGGGAUUGAUGUACAAUGUCAGGUACCUUUGUAUGUUGCCACCAAAAUGGCCUUAAAUGUGGCAUCCGUCAAGAGACCAACCCUAUUCAUUCCGACGGCAGAGGAUUACGCGGUGGCUGCAGUCCGUCGAAUCGGGUAUGAAGCAAGGUGCACACCCUUUUGGGCACACUCACUUCAAUGGUGCUUGGCUAGUUUUGUCCCCAAUAGUUGGCUCGAUGCUUGGCGCCUAUCUAUAGGCGUCCAAAGGAUCGAGAUCGGCUAUUUUAUAAUUCUCCCAUUUUUAUAAGACUAGAAUUAAGCUUGUGCAAUACACGGAUUAAUACAUUAAAAUUACAUAGGGAAUGCAUGAUUUAUUUA
Spinacia oleracea (spinach) is the source of this 1659-nucleotide messenger RNA. Its product is annotated as very-long-chain 3-oxoacyl-CoA reductase-like protein At1g24470. NCBI's taxonomy places the organism in Eukaryota, Viridiplantae, Streptophyta, Magnoliopsida, Caryophyllales, Amaranthaceae. The coding region runs from base 620 to 1588 and encodes 322 amino acids. The transcript has 3 exons. Gene Ontology annotation, molecular function: ketoreductase activity. Gene Ontology annotation, cellular component: endoplasmic reticulum. The record is from RefSeq and is a predicted model, not a curated record.